Molecule: messenger RNA, 1146 nt
Organism: Elephantulus edwardii (Cape elephant shrew)
Lineage: Eukaryota; Metazoa; Chordata; Mammalia; Macroscelidea; Macroscelididae
Gene: G6PC1
Product: glucose-6-phosphatase, catalytic subunit
Exons: 5
Coding region: 67-1146 (359 amino acids)
Biological process (GO): glucose 6-phosphate metabolic process; gluconeogenesis
Cellular component (GO): membrane
Molecular function (GO): glucose-6-phosphatase activity
Source: RefSeq, a predicted model, not a curated record
AUCACCACCAAGCCUGCAGCAAGCACUGGGAGGACUCAGCUGACGGCCUCCCGACGUGCCACGGGAAUGAGGCUAGAGGAAGGCAUGGAUGUUCUCCACGACUUUGGAAUCCAAUCAACGCGCUACCUCCAGGUGAAUUACCACAACUCUCAGGACUGGUUCAUCCUGGUGACCGUGAUCGCAGAUCUCAGGAAUGCCUUCUAUAUCCUCUUCCCUAUCUGGUUCCACCUUCGAGAAGCUGUGGGUAUCAAACUCCUCUGGGUAGCUGUGAUUGGAGACUGGAUCAACCUCGUGUUUAAGUGGAUCCUGUUUGGACAGCGCCCCUACUGGUGGGUUCUAGACACGGAUUACUACGGCAACACCUCUGUGCCUCUGAUAAAGCAGUUCCCUGUUACCUGUGAGACUGGCCCAGGGAGUCCCUCGGGUCAUGCCAUGGGGGCAGCAGGCGUCUAUUACGUGAUGGUCACAGCCACCCUCUCUAUCUUUCGGGGAAAGAAAAAAUCUACCUUCAGAUUUAGGUGUUUGAACGUCAUUUUGUGGUUGGGAUUCUGGGCCGUACAGCUGAACGUCUGUCUGUCACGAAUCUACCUUGCGGCUCACUUUCCCCAUCAAGUUGUGGCUGGAGUUUUAUCAGGCAUCGCUGUUGCUGAAACCUUCCGCCACAUCCAGAGCAUCUACAAUGCCAGUCUCAAGACAUAUUCUUUCAUUACCUUCUUCCUGUUCAGCUUUGCCAUUGGCUUUUACUUGCUGCUAAAGGCGCUGGAUGUGGACCUCCUGUGGACUCUGGAGAAAGCCAAGAGAUGGUGUGAAAGGCCCGAGUGGGUCCUCAUUGACAGCACACCCUUUGCCAGUCUCUUCAGGAACAUGGGCACCCUCUUUGGCCUGGGCCUGGCUGUCAACUCCAGCAUGUACAAGGAGAGUUGCAAGGGCAAACACAGCAAGUGGCUCCCCUUCCGCCUCUGUUGCAUCCUGGCCUCCCUGGUCUUCCUGCACCUCUUUGACUCUUUGAAGCCCCCCUCCCAAAUUGAGAUGAUCUUCUACGCACUGUCCUUCUGCAAGAGUGCAGCGGUGCCGCUGGCAUCUGCCAGUCUCAUCCCUUACUGCCUCUCCAGGGUCUUUGGCCAGCCAGAUAAGAAGUCUUUGUAA